Aspergillus uvarum CBS 121591 is the source of this 923-nucleotide messenger RNA. Its product is annotated as alpha/beta hydrolase. The transcript is spliced from 2 exons. The record is from RefSeq and is a predicted model, not a curated record. Lineage: Eukaryota; Fungi; Ascomycota; Eurotiomycetes; Eurotiales; Aspergillaceae. Bases 102 to 839 code for a protein of 245 amino acids.
CCGCGCCAUCCUCCUCCUCCUCCUCGUCCUCCUCCUCGCCAUUUUCCACCUUCGUCAUCCAACUGCAUCCUGUUCCCAUUGUCUAGAACCCCUACUCCAAGAUGGCCUCUUCGAACCCGACCUUGAUUUUCUGCCCUGGGGCUUGGUAUCCGCCCACAGCCUUUGAGCCCCUGGCCGCCCAGUUCCCCGACCACACUACCCAUCUCGUUGCCUUCCCCUCCAUUCAACAGGCCACCACCGUUCAAGACCUGCAGCCUGAUAUUGACACACUCCGCAAUCUGGUCGAACAGGAGGCCAAUGCGGGUAAGGAGGUGGUGGUCAUCUCACACAGCUGGUCCGGGUUACCCGUGAACAGCGCGCUGGACGGCCUCAGCACGGCCGAGCGACAAGCCGCCGGCGCGACCGGCGGAGUGACCAAAUUGAUCUUCAUCUCGGCAUUUAUCCCCGAGGUCGGCGAGAGUCUUAUCGGAGCCUUUGGCGGAGUGGCUCCCGACUGGUAUGACCGCGAUGAAGCCAACGGCACCGUCAGCGCCGUCGAUCCCUACCGCCUCUUCUUCCACGACGUCGCCGACGGCGAGAAGUGGGCCCAGACGCUGCGUCCGCACGCCUGGGCGACCAAGAACUCGCCUGCCCGCAGCACCGCCUACACCCAAAUCCCCAGCGCCUAUCUGCUGUGCGAGCACGACCGCGCCAUUCCCUUGUUUGUGCAGCAGUUGAUGGUAGACAAGGCCCGCGCCAAGGGGGCGAAAGUCACCACCGACACCGUUCCCACAGGUCAUUCCCCAUGGCUGGUCGAUCCUGUCCCGGUGGCUGCGUUUGUGAAACAGAACCUGGCGUGAGGGGUCCGUCGAGCUAACGGCAUCGAUGUACUAUCAUAAAAGAAUAUUUAUCCUGUAGAUACAAACGAAUGAACUGAUAUCAAC